Messenger RNA from Pristis pectinata (smalltooth sawfish), 1453 nucleotides. It is a transcript of the gene pggt1b, whose product is annotated as protein geranylgeranyltransferase type I, beta subunit. The transcript is spliced from 9 exons. Lineage: Eukaryota; Metazoa; Chordata; Chondrichthyes; Rhinopristiformes; Pristidae. Gene Ontology annotation, biological process: protein geranylgeranylation. The record is from RefSeq and is a predicted model, not a curated record. The coding region runs from base 32 to 1144 and encodes 370 amino acids. Gene Ontology annotation, cellular component: CAAX-protein geranylgeranyltransferase complex. Gene Ontology annotation, molecular function: CAAX-protein geranylgeranyltransferase activity.
AGGGGGCGGGGUGUGUUCAUGGCGAUCUAACAUGGCCGAGGAGACGGCGGCUGGAGAGCACUUAGAGUUUCUCAGGGAGCGGCACGUCGGCUUCUUCGAGCGAUGUCUGAAGAUCUUACCCGAGAGGUACUGCUCACUGGAGACCAGCAGAUUGACCAUUGCUUUCUUUGCAUUAUCUGGACUGGAUAUGCUGAGUGCCUUGCAUCUGGUGGAUAAAGCCAGCAUUAUUGAAUGGAUUUAUUCCCUGCAGGUCCUUCCUACUGAAGACAAAUCUAAUCUGUACUGUUGUGGAUUCAGGGGUUCAUCACAUCUGGGAAUCCCAUAUAAUCAAUCAAAGAGUCAUGGUACACAUCAUUUGUAUGACAGUGGUCACAUAGCAAUGACCUACACUGGCCUAGCUAGCCUGGUGAUUCUUGGAGAUGAUCUGAAACGGGUAAAUAAGAAAGCAUGUUUAGCAGGACUUGGAGCCCUACAACUUGAAGAUGGCAGCUUUUAUGCAGUGCCAGAAGGAAGUGAAAAUGACAUGAGGUUUGUCUACUGUGCCUCUUGUAUCUGCUACAUGCUUAAUGAUUGGUCAGGAAUGAACACAAAGAAAGCCAUAGAAUAUAUCAGGAAGAGCAUGUCAUAUGACAAUGGACUUGCCCAAGGAGCUGGACUGGAAUCACAUGGUGGAUCUACCUUUUGUGCCAUUGCUUCACUUUGUCUGAUGGGUAAAUUGAAUGAAGUCUUCUCUGAGAAAGAAUUAAAUAGAAUAAGACGGUGGUGUAUAAUGAGACAGCAGAAUGGUUUUCAUGGACGACCCAACAAACCUGUAGAUACCUGCUACUCUUUCUGGGUUGGUGCAACCCUAAAGCUUUUGCAGAUUUUCCAGUAUACUAAUUUUGAGAAAAACAGAAAUUACAUUUUGUCGACCCAGGAUCGCAUUGUUGGUGGAUUUGCAAAAUGGCCCGAUAGUCAUCCAGAUGCUUUGCAUGCAUACUUUGGGGUCUGUGGUCUUUCUUUAAUUGGAGAGGCUGGUGUUUGCAAAGUACAUCCUGCAUUGAAUAUGAGCAUAAGGGCUUUUCAGCACCUCCAGCACCUGCACCAGACAGCAGAGACUCAGGAGCUGGAGCAACACUCAGAAUCUGUGCCUGACUACACAUGACAAACAUGGUAGCAAAAAAAAUAUAAAACUGAAACUAGGUUGAAUAUUUUUGCCCAAGGAAAAAGCCAUCACCUUAGGAAAAAAAAAGUCUUGUUUGAAUGCUGAGGUUCCAUAUUAAAAAGACAGCUGUACAGAAUGUUCCUUUUAAACAAUUAUCAUUGGUCAGUAAAUAGACCAAUUGCUAUUUGCUCUGAAUUCUGAUAAUGCAUUGAAUAUAUGUUUUGAGUGAGUGGAGGUUUGUCUAUAUUCUGUAAGAAAUCAUUUAUACUAAUUUUCUAAAGAAUUUUGAGCAUUUAAUAAAUAAUAAGU